CCCAUACGCACGCAAAGAGAGCAGUCCGCUGACGAAACGGAGGCGGGUGAUUGGUCCGGCGAGUGCGUAGCUUCCACCGCACUAAGCUACAGCUUUAUGAAUGGAGUAUAGAUCGGGUUGAUGAUAAGGGACUUUAUAGGACGCGUUCGUGGGACCACGGUCCACAUUCGCCUUAGCAGGUGCGUGAUCGACGCUUGAAGAAAGAAACAGUGCUGCCUGCCAGGAGAAAGCGAUCCAAGAUGGCGUCAGCGAGGUCCCUGAUGUCGCUGGCACGCUGGGCCGUCGGCUCGUCGGCCCCGAGGGUACGACAAGCGGGGACGACCAACCUCCAGCUGACUCGACACUUUCAGCAGAAACGCACGGCUGUGGCUCAAGCCCGGAAGCAGGAAGCGUCGCUGAGCGUCAGCCAGGCCAUGCCCACAAGCAGCCAUACAGUCAAGGUCAUCUUCAGCGACGACCAAGCCUGCGAGCUCAACUACAUUUGGCUUCGGGACAACUGCACGUGUCCCCAGUGCAUUCAUCCGCAGAGCAAGCAGAAGCUGGUGGACACAGCGGCGCUCGAUUUCAACGUGCGUCCUGUCAGCAUGGAGGCGAGCGCCGACGGAACCCUAGAGGUGUCCUGGGGUGACUCCAAAGGGACGCACAACUCCAGCUACGACCCGCUCUGGUUGUACAAGCAUGGCCGAAGCUACAUGCUUGACUCGGACAACAAGGAUGAUCCGCGGGCGGCGUUGCCCCCUCAAGAGCUGUGGGACCGGGUGUCCAUCUGGAAGGGCAUGCCAGAGGUGUCCUACAAGGAGUUUAUGAGCACCGACGACGGACUCUACCGAUGGCUGGACCUCAUGCACAAGUACGGCGUCGUCGUGCUUCGGGGCGUCCCGUGCGAGAAGGACGAGAUCCUGAACGCCGUGAAGCGGGUGGCGUACGUCAAGUCCACGAUCUGGGGCGACACCUUCGACGUGAUCUGCGAGCCCGUGCAGAACGACCCGUCGCACCUGGCCUACACCGGAAUGUACCUGGAGCACCACACCGACAUGAACUACAGGGAGAAGUCCCCGGGCUUGCAGAUGUUACACUGUCUCAAGGCCAUGGACAUUCAAAACGGGGAGGACUUUGGGGGCAAGUCCUUCUUUGUGGACGGCUUCAUGGUGGCCAACUGGAUGAGGGAAAAUAACCCCGCGGCCUUCCACAUCCUCGCGUCCACGCCUGUCCAGUUCAGCAUCGCGUCACACAAUAUGCGCUACAGCCAGAUGAGCCCCAUCAUCUGCGUCGGCAAGGACGGCAGCGUGGAAGAGAUCCACUACAACAACCGCACCCUGGCCCCCAUCCAGGCCCCGGCUCACCUGGUGGCGCCUUUUUACCACGCGCUCAAGGAGUUCGCCAACAAGAUGCGGGAUCCGGGCUCGGAGCUCUCCUUCCACAUGGUCCCGGGAGACCUGGUGGCCUUCAACAACCGCCGCGUCCUGCACGGCAGGACCAGCUUCGACUCCACCAAAGUGAUGAGGCACCUUCAGGGCUGCUACGCCGACAUCGACGAGGUAUUCACGCGCUACCGGGCCAUGCACAGCCAGAGGACCAAGUGACGGAGCUUACCAAAGUCGCCCUGCUAACUUAUUACGACCAGAGUCCCCAAAGAUGGAAGUCUUCUACCUCGACACCAGAGCGCUGCGCAAAGGACGCGCAGUACCUGGCGCUAUUCAGUUGCCAGCUUUCUCUUAUUUCUUUCAUUUUCAUUCCUGCCUGCCACCUGGUACACAUCCCCCCGUCUCCAGAAGGCAGAGGCAGUGUAUACUUGACUGUCCCCACUUUGUACGUGCCCAGCGAGUAGCCGUGUGCACAAUGGGGUGUUUCGAAUAAAUUGAUCAAGUCUUUCUGCUC
This is a messenger RNA of Ixodes scapularis (black-legged tick), 1878 nucleotides long. RefSeq names its product gamma-butyrobetaine dioxygenase. Lineage: Eukaryota; Metazoa; Arthropoda; Arachnida; Ixodida; Ixodidae. Bases 240 to 1583 code for a protein of 447 amino acids. Gene Ontology annotation, cellular component: mitochondrion. The transcript has 10 exons. Gene Ontology annotation, biological process: carnitine biosynthetic process. The record is from RefSeq and is a predicted model, not a curated record. Gene Ontology annotation, molecular function: oxidoreductase activity.